Messenger RNA from Durusdinium trenchii, 771 nucleotides. The record is from the annotation of a GenBank genome assembly. Lineage: Eukaryota; Dinophyceae; Suessiales; Symbiodiniaceae.
GCUUGUGGAGGGAGGCAUUCGCAUAGCGGGGCCUCCAUGUAGCCUCUUUGUUGCGGCAUCCCAGUCAGUGCACCGCCGCAGCGUCUCAAAUUUGAACGGGAACUUGCAGAACGCCAAAGUCAGAUGCAGCAACCGGAUUUGGACCAACUUUGCUGUGUGCCUACUGGUGCUACACAGGAUUCGCGAGGAUGUCAAGAUCGUUCUGGAACAGCCCUCUUCAAGCUGGGCCUUCAAGCUCCCGAAGAUGCUUCAAGUUUCCAAAAAAUGGAACCUGUCUCGCGUAACCACAUGGAUGGGUGCGUUUGGCCACGACCUCCUCAAGUGCAGCCACCUCCUCCUGAACCUCAGUAACGGUGAGCAGAUAUUGGGCCGAAAGAUGUCAGCAGCGAAGCGUAAGGUGAUCAAGGAGCGCUUUUUGAAGAGGCAAGAGCGUCGCAGAAACAAGAAGGAAUACUACCGGCAAAGCUCCAAUGGCUCCUGGAACGGUGGCAAAGAUUUGGCUAGCAGCGCAGCAUACACGGCUGGAUUCUGCACAGCCUUGCUUAAGGCAUGGCGUGCAUGAAGCCAAACUUGGUAGUGUUUCGAUCAUUUCCUGUGCGCCAAGACGCCUUUUCGUUCCAUGUUGUUGAGAAUCUUUAGGUGUUGAAUCUGUUGCAAGGUUUGUUGUCACUACCUUGCUUGCAGUACAGAAGGUGGUAGACAACAGGGGCCCUUGUACAGUAAAUCUGACGUGAUUUUAGUUCGCGAUGCUGUUGUUCGAUGAUUUCCUGG